Molecule: messenger RNA, 2235 nt
Organism: Scedosporium apiospermum
Lineage: Eukaryota; Fungi; Ascomycota; Sordariomycetes; Microascales; Microascaceae
Product: LIM domain-containing protein
Exons: 3
Coding region: 1-2235 (744 amino acids)
Source: RefSeq, a predicted model, not a curated record
AUGGCGACGCUCCCCAGAGAAUCAACAUUCUUGCCUACGAUAAAAUGCUCGACAUGUGGCCGCCAGAUUGAAAUCUCCCUUAUGGGUGACCACUUGUGUGGUCAGCCCGAGCCCCAGACAUCCUCGCCCACUACAAAUGGGUCCUGGUCGAGGUUCGGAGAGCCCAUGCCAGCAAAGACCGAGAGGCUUCCUCCUCGAGUAGAUACGAACGCUGCGAACGGUGGUUACAUGCGUCCUGGCCAACUAACUCCAGUGAGCACGUCGAGUGGAUCUCGAAGCCUUUCACCAAGGACACCCGAUGGCCGAUCAGUUGGUAGUCGCGGCAACGAUUUCUUCGAGCCAACCAUUGCUAGCGAUUUCGACUCCACGUCACAGGAUAAUCGACGACCGGGUGGGUAUGGGGGCUUCUCCGAACGAGACGACUAUGAUGUUGACCCGUUAUACCCGCCGUCGAGCCCAAAGAGGCAGCAGCCAACCCUUUCGCAACGGAUGAAUACCAUUGCACCUGGGCCCUUUGAUGUGGCUGGCCAGAGGGGUGCCCCGCGCAAUGCCUUUCCCUCGAGGGACGUCCAAGAUUCGACCACUUACGGCCGUGCGGGCUCUAGCAUCGAUCGACCGGGCACCGCUGCUUCCAACAGAUCAGGCAUGUCGUCAGCGAGCAACAACAAUUCCGGUGCCGGCGCCUACUCUCUAAGGGCCCCAAGGAAGAACGGGUAUGGAGGUUUUGGUCCGCCGCAGGAGCAGGACUUUGAACCUGAGCCCUUCGGCACAAAUAGCCGCUCGGGGACCUUUCCAAGGUCUAAUAAUCCCGCCGAACCCCCAACGAGAACUCCGUCCGCGCCCGGCCCGCGCCCUGAUCGCUUUAGGUCACGCGGUGAAGAUGGCCAAUCUUCUCUGCUGGGGCCUGAUACGUCCAGGCCGCCUCCACCCCGCAAAAGUCUUGUCCGACCGAGGACAUCGGGCAGGGGUGGCACCCCGUCGGUGGAUCUUGCUGCGGAAUUCGGAAUCGGAAAUCCCUACCACGCACCCUCGGCAUCUAUCUCGUCGGCUGUUUCGAGCUACAGCCAAAACAGCACGGCCAGCCCACCCCGGACCGCCUCCAGACGGCUUCCGUCAGGAGGGCGCAAACCAUCCGAUACCUCUAAUAUCGAUGACUUGAUGAGCGACCUACAAGCUUCCAUGUCCGAGAUGCAGUCUCCACCUCGACUAGAAAGAAACCCCUCGAUUGGUUCUAGGGGACGGUCCCGGGACGGCAGAUAUUCUAGUCGUAGCCGAAGCGCUUCGCGUCCUCGCCAACAAGGACCGGCGUCCUACGACAGACCCAAUUUCGAUCUUAAAGCUGAAGUCGACCGUUUUAAUUACAACGCAUCGAGUCGAGACCAAAGCGAACCCAGCUACGGCGGAAGUUUAAGGACUGGAGGUACUAGGAAUUUGGCCGACGGGGAUCGCCGUGGCCGUGAGAUGCCAGGUUCCUAUGGAUCGUCUAUGCCAAGACGUGAGCCAUCCCGCGGCCCGCAACCAUACCGUGGAAUGUGCAAGGCAUGUGGUGAGGAGAUCCGGGGUAAGAGCAUCUCGUCUGCUGACGGAAGGCUCACCGGAAAGUAUCACAAGGCCUGCUUCGUGUGCACCACCUGUCGAGAACCUUUUACGUCUACCGAAUUCUAUGUUUUGAACGACAAACCGUACUGCGAAUUGCACUACCACCAGCUUAACGGUAGUUUAUGCGGGAGCUGCGGCAGGGGCAUCGAAGGGCAAUAUCUCGAGGAUGAAUCCCUCGUCAAAUACCACGUCGGGUGCUUCCGGUGCGCCGACUGCGGAAUGUCGCUUUCCAACGGAUACUUUGAAGUGGAUGGGAAGUCGUACUGCGAACCAGACGCGUGGCGACGAGUUCAGCAGGCGCCCUCUAUGGCCAACGGCUACGGAUUAAUGCCAGACCCGAACUUGGCAAGCCCGGUUUCCGACUAUUCCCCCGCUCGUACCAAUCCAAUGUCGCCGAUGACUCCGGCUUUCCCCCGCCCGCCGCCUGGUACCUUCCCACCCUCGCCUGCCUCGAGCCGCGGCCCCCCCACUCCCAUGGGUCUACCGCAACGUCCUGGUGAUAGGGGCCUCUCGGGUCCGCCGGGUCCGCCGCGACGACCGAUCGGACUGCCUAGAGGACAGAGACUCCCUCCCGGAAUGGGCCCGGUUCCACGGCCACGAAUGAACAAACGUAUGACGAGAUUAGGGAUGAUGUAA